AUGUUGUACUCCUGUUACCCCGUGCUGUCACUAACAGGUCCGUAUGAACGCUUCUCAAGUUUCCAAGACUGGAAUCCCUUCGGAACCGGAAAUUCUUGGUGGGAGUGGCACCGGAAGAGGAAGAGACGUCAGGCGGAACAAGGUACCGUCCACAGCAUCGAGCUGUCUAUGAUAGCAGACUACAGUGUCUGGAGCAAGUUUCUCAAGUUCGCCAAUAAGGACGAGAACAAAGCUUAUCAAGAACUCCAACAGUACUACCAGUUCAUGGCAGUCAUGAUGGAUAUACGGUACCAGAGUGUGACAGAACGUGACCCUACCCUGAUCAUCCGCAUCUUUCCCGUGUCCCUGAUCGUCACGGACAUACAAGAGGAGUCGGUGUGGACGGAGCGUAACAAAGUGGGGCAACGUUAUGUGGAGUCGGUGUACGCUUUGUACUCUCUACGGGACUGGGUGAGGGCGGGGAGGGGUGUGCCCAAGGCAGACCACACCAUGCUGUUUAGUGGGUUAGACCUUCUUGGCAGCGGUCAAGAUACCUCUACCAUAGGUGUGGCCUUCAUCGGAACUGCGUGCUCGUACAACAGUGUGUCAGUCAUAGAGGAAUACUUCACGGGGACCACAGGGAGCGUCAGUGCUCACGAGCUGGGACACAGAGCGUUCAAGCUAGAAAAGGCUUCACCAACAUGUGUAGACGGCUGUACUGUUACCUCCCCUCUGAGCCAGGCUACUGUGGCUCCGUCAUCGCUGCUGAGUACACUGUGUGCGGGAGCCAGAAGUGGUGUUACCAGGGACGAUGUGUAAAAGACAGCAAGGCUCCUCUGGUUCCAGACAGCUGCCCUCAGGGAGAUGAGCCGGGCUAUCAGUGCACCAGAGACGACUGCGAGGCGGAGAAGAAGGUCAGAGAUGUCUUGUGUUGCAAGACGUGUGGACUCAGUGGUCAAACCAACAAUGACAUCACACGUUUGAACACUACAGAAGGCAGGGCUGUUCCGCCUUCUGUGGCCCCACCCUCGUCUGUGCCAACCACUGCAGAAACGACCACAUCCUCAAUCGCCAUCACCACCACCAGCACCACAACUGCAGCAGCAACAACGUCAUUGAGGGGGCGAGAUAACUCCAGCAACGACGACAACGACUACAUCGACGACGAGAGCAAUGAGACAAGAACAGAACUCCUCGUUUGA
Messenger RNA from Aplysia californica (California sea hare), 1181 nucleotides. Its product is annotated as metalloprotease mig-17. Lineage: Eukaryota; Metazoa; Mollusca; Gastropoda; Aplysiida; Aplysiidae. The record is from RefSeq and is a predicted model, not a curated record. Gene Ontology annotation, molecular function: metalloendopeptidase activity. Gene Ontology annotation, biological process: proteolysis.